Molecule: messenger RNA, 438 nt
Organism: Phytophthora nicotianae INRA-310
Lineage: Eukaryota; Oomycota; Peronosporomycetes; Peronosporales; Peronosporaceae
Exons: 1
Coding region: 1-438 (145 amino acids)
Source: RefSeq, a predicted model, not a curated record
AUGCGACUUUACGCUUCUUACGAGGAUGAGCAUCUUCGGGCUUAUUGGGACUCCACCCACGCCUUCCCGGUGAGCAUCGCCAAGCGUCGCGCCAUGCGGUACUUGGACGCGUUCUGCACUGAUCACAAGCAGCGACGAUUCAGAGCCGGCGCCCGGUGGAAGUCGUUCCUUCAACAGGUGCUGAUCGGCUUGCUCCGGGGUUACUGCGACCUCGACGUGUUGCUGAAUCCCUUCUUCCUGUAUUUUCCUCGACCUGGCGAGGCAGGGGCCUGGUAUCCUGGUAUCGAGGACGGCGCUGAUCCUGCCGAUCUACUGGAGGCGUUGGCCAUCACGGACGCGGCCGAUCGCUGGCGCAACCAUUACCGCGACGUGCCCGAGGACCAUCCGGCACUAGGGAUUGCUCGCCUGCGCGGUAAGUUCGUAUCCUCCUCUUCCUGA